Molecule: messenger RNA, 6371 nt
Organism: Brassica rapa (field mustard)
Lineage: Eukaryota; Viridiplantae; Streptophyta; Magnoliopsida; Brassicales; Brassicaceae
Product: cystathionine gamma-synthase 1, chloroplastic
Biological process (GO): transsulfuration
Cellular component (GO): chloroplast
Molecular function (GO): pyridoxal phosphate binding; cystathionine gamma-synthase activity
Source: RefSeq, a predicted model, not a curated record
UUUGUUCCCAAAAUGCAUUCCCAUAUCCUCCUGUUUGGUUGUCAAAGAUCGAGCAUCAUUGAUUGAGAUUAUACAAACAACAUUUUUUUAUAUGUCACAUACACAGAAAGAAACACGGUACUGGGCAUUUAUAUAUAUAAAAAAAACUGGUUUGGACCAGUCAGCUAGUGAUAUCCAGUAGACAAGUAAUUAACCUCCUCUCUCACUAUUCUCUUUCUCUACGUACUAAGCUUAUAGGGAUGGCAAUCAAGGACCUGGACCGCGGGCCUGGCCCGUAAAGGCUUGCUGCGGGACGGGAUUGGGCCUCCAUUUGGUAAGCCCGCAAAAUUGCGGGCCUCGCGGGACGGGUUCAAAGCGGGACGGGUCAAAAGCAGGACGGGUCGAAAGCGGGAUGGGCUUAACCCGCAGGAUUUUGAAGACCCGCAACCCUAAGUCCCCAUUUCUGCUUUCGCCUAAAACAUCGAGAGAGAGAGAGAGAGAGAGAGAGAGAGAGAGAGAGAGAGAGAGAGAGAGAGAGAGAGAGAGAACGAUUCUUAUGACUUUUUCCCCAUAAAACAUAAGGAGUUCCGGCGAUGAUGCAUGAUUCGAGCUCCGGUGAUGAUGAUUCGAGCUCCGGCGAUAACGACUCCAGCUCCAGCGAUGACGAUUCGAGCUCUGGUGGCGAUGUCGAUUCGAGCUCUGGUGUUGUUUUGAUUUGGUUUUCUCUUUUUAUUACACACAACUAUGAAUUGCUUUAUUACAAUGUGAUAUUUCUUGUUUAAGUUGAUUGGUUUUGUUUUCAGUAUUGUGAAAUGGUGUUUUUCUUAAAUUAAAUUUGGUUACAGUGGUGUUGUUUAGGAGAAAAGUUAGUUGUAUAACACGUCACUUGUAUAAUUUGGUAAAGUGAUUCACGAUUUUCUUUGCAAUCCAAAUAAUUAAAAAGAGAGAUGGUUUGAUGAAGACAUAAAACACUUGAGCCAACUUAUUACAAAGAUAACAACUCAAUCAGAUUCAAACUCAACAAAAGCUUAUGCUGAUAACAAAAGAAGGCUUUUAACUCAAGAACGCAAGCACAAACGGAGCUUUGUGGCAUUGAUUUUGAUAAGUAUUUAGUGAAGCUAAAUGAGCUCUCUUCAACUCUCUUACACAACUCUUAUACUUGAGCAUUCAUGAAACAAACUGUAGUAGGCGGUUUGAUAAGGAGGCGUCCCGCGGGACGGCCCGCGAAGGCCUAUAUAUUUUGCGGUACGGGUUUGGGCCGGCAUUUUGAAGACCGCAGCCCGCGCGGGACAGGCCCGCUGUAACCCGCUCGACGACUAACCCGCUGCGGUACGGGACGGAACGGGAUGGGUAAACCAGUUUGACAUCUCUAUAAGCUUAUAUUGUCCAUACAAAAUAGAUUAUUAUAUGUAAGCAUCUACACUUUCACACAUGUAUCUGCCUCUCGAGUGUGACAGGCUGACAGCAGCGUGUAAAUUGCAACCGCGAACAAAUACGCAACGUCACCACUGGAUAAGUAGUUAUAUAUUUGGUUGCAAUAUCGCGUGGUGACUUUUAAUAUUGUUUAUGUUUGUAUUAUACAUUCACGUGAUAGAUGAUUUAAUGUUAAGCUAAACCUGUUAACAAUUUAUAUACCAUUGGCCAUUGGCCUUUAAGCCAUCUCAAAGGGAAAUAUAUAAGCCUUCAGAAUAUAUUGUAUACGUAAGUUAAUGUUGGUUCUUAAUCUAUGCGACUUGGCAUGGUUGAUAAAAUAUGUCUAAAGAAAAAACUAUAUUCUGAAGGGAGAAAGUGACUGGUUGGAUAACUUUGUGGAAAUUUGAGCACAAAUACUAAUUGUAUAAUCGAGAUCUUGGAUAUUCGGUCAUACAACGAUUUCCACAAGAGUUAUUUAAUCAAAGAUGGAAGAACACGUAAGUUAGUAAUGAUAAAACCUUCUAGUUUGUUACUGUGAUGUUAUGCUUUUUGUUUAUGAUGAUGACCCAUCCACCAAUACCCUUCGUUUAUAUGUGUAUAUCCAAGACCAUUGACUCUUGUACUAUAGGGUAUUUAAAAGGCAGCAUAUGUUUUUUAUACUAUAACAACUAUUAUGUUGUAGUCAUAACAUUCACGUGCAGUAUAAACCUAAAGAGAAACCCUAAUUGCCUACUUCAUUCUUCUUCUUUCUCCUUGAGAUAAAUUUGUUUGUCUUAUUUUUUUACUAGGGUUUUAACCUUCUAAGUUUAGACCGAUUUAUGCUUGUAGACACAUGUAUGUCGGAAACAAACCAAACAGAUAAUUUUUUUCUAAAAAAACAGGAUUAAAAGUUUACUGAUUGGAAAUGGUAUAAGAAGAAUCAAAUAGAGGUAUUUAAUAAAGUCAGUGUGUUUGAUAAUGUUUGCAAAUGUUAUUGCUAUCGUGGUCUAGUGAUUUUGUUUAUACAUAAACAGAUAAACUAGGUUUUAAGAUAAGAGAAAACCUAACCUCAUGAAAUAAUUCCAUGCAUUCCCUAAUUUAUGCAGGUGUUUCUAGCUAUGCUUUAGUAACGGUAACAAUAUGAAAAAUCUCUAAGAUACAUACGCGAAACACAAUAUACUAGGAUGAAGUUCAUUUUGCUAAUUAUUGUUUCAUGCGAAAUGCUAAUCUAUAUUAUGAGGCUAAACUUCACAGAGGGGACGUUCAUUUUAAUAGACAACUGAGUUAUCUUCAAAACCCUAGGAUUAGAAACAUAGAAUAGAGGCGAGCUGCCGAUCCUAUCAAAGCGGUUUGGUCAUAUUUAAAUAUAGGUAUUGCUUACCCCAACACUCUUCUUUCGUAACAUUUUUUUUUUGGUAAAAUGUUAAAUAAUCUUAUUCCGUAACAUAAUAAAAAGAAGGAAAUCAUUUCACUUCUCAACUAUAAAUAGGUGCAUUGUAUAGCCUUUCAAAUUUAACUACAAAUAUCAAAUAACAUAAGGGGAUAGUAGGAGAAAUAGAGUCAGAGAGAGAACAAAAGAGGGAAUCAAAAAUUCCUUUUUUCUUAUAAAUUUUCCAAGUAUUACUUCUAUAUUUCUAAGUUAUUGUUAAGAUGGAAGAUGUGAACAAGUUGAAACCCUCGUUCUUGAGCUCCGAUGAGAGUCUGGCUGUUCAUGCUGGUGCGUACGUUAACUAUAGAAAUCCAUUUUCCCUUUAGGAUUCUUACUACUUAUCUGUUUUUCUUAUCACCUCUUAACUAUGUACUAGGAAUCUGUUAUAGGCUUAUAAGGUUUGGAUAAAUCAUAUGUAAAAUCUUUUUUUCCUAUAAGUUCAUACAAAAAUAUAUUAGUUUGUUGUUUUAUCCGCUUUGAUCCAAAUUCUGAAAGUUCAGAUAACCUGAAGAAGUUACCAAAAUAUAAUAUCCGUUAGAAGAUAAACAUUUUCUGUUUCAUGGAAAUUUGUUAUAUUAUAUAUUCAACGUUAAACAUAUACGUAUAUUUUAUUUAUAUAUAAAAUAUUUAGAAUUUUAUUAUAUAAAAAGUUUGGUUCCUCAAAAUUUGUAUUAACAUGAUCGACACAUGUGAAUAAAAAAUUAAAUUUGUGACAUAUAUUAAAAAUUAUCUAUAAAUAUAUAACGAAAAUUAUCUAAAAUAAAUCAUUAGCUAUUCUUUUUAUAAAUCCUAACUAAAAGAGAACUGUAAAACUUAUUUGAUGAUAAAUUUUUAAUUAAAAAACUUACCAGGAUCCUAAAAAAAAUCUAAACUAAAUCUUACACACGACAUAGGAAAAAUUACAAUAAAAGAUAUUUUUCAUUUUCUUAAGUUUUCAUAAAAUUAAACAUUAAACAAAACUCGUGCAACGCAUCCAAUGGCGAAGUUAGGAGUUUUGUCUACUGGGUACACUUUUGAUAUAAAUGAAUAAAAGGCAAACGUAAAUAAUGAACUUGGGUUAUUAGUUAUAGGUGCACGCCCUACAUUUCACCAUCUAUUCUAACAAUUUUUAAAUGCUUAGUCUCUCAAAAAUUGGAAUAUAAAUAGAAUUACACGUGCAUGUUCACCCACAAUGUAUAAGAUCAUUUCCAACUUCAUUUCAUACUUUACUUAAAAUAAAAUUUAGAGUAAGAAAUAUUUUAAUUCUACUCUAUUUUUCAUUAAUAGUAGAAAUAAAAUAGGUUUACUCCAUAAAUGAAAUAAUACUUUUAUUUUUUGUUCAUUACUUUUUUUUCAUUCUAAAUAGAGUAUAUAUUUAGAGUAAAAUUCAACUCUAUUGUAAGAUUUAUCUAUUUUAAAUAAAAAAAUUAGUUUUAUCUUGAAGAUGUUCUGUUGCACAAAAAAAAGUUUUUAGAGAUGUUCUAAGGUGGCUUCGCCCCUAUACCCAUAUCUAGUUGUUAUUAAUAAAAAUAAUAUAUAAAAUAAUUAUUAAUAAAAUAAAAAUAAUUUCUUUUAAGCUUGUCGUACUAUGUUGGCCUUUGGUUUUUUAAUAAAACGAGAUGACAAAAAAAAAUAUUGCAAUUGUUGUUUUUUUUUUUCUGUUAAAUAUAAAAUAAUGCAAUUGUUGUUUAGGUCGACUACUUCCUUAGUCUUUUUUUUUUCUUUUUUGUCCUCGUUUACCUGCAUGUAAAGUAAAACAAUUCUUCCUCUUGUUCUACAUCCUUUACGUGUUAACUCUCCGACAAGCCUUUAAUUAUGGGGAUAGUCAGAAGUGCUUGCCUCGUUUAAUUUGUUUUGUCUUCUUUUCAUUCAUUUGAUAAGAAUGUCAAUUUCGUGACUGGACAAUGUGUUUGAUGGUUUAUCGUCAGGUGAAAGAUUAGGUCGUGAAAUAGUCACAAAUUCGAUAACGAUCCCUAUAGUAAGCACAACGACUUACUUCUACAAGAAUUCCUCCGAGCUUAUCGACUCCAAGGUCCGUUUAUAAAAACAUAUGCUUGUCCUUAAGAUUUCUAAAAGAAGUAUGUUAAUUUGAUUAAAAUCUAAUCCACUUGUGAUGAUUCUAAUGAUGGUUAACCAAAAAGGGUAAUAUUCGUUUAUAAAGAUGACUCUACUUUCAUUGUUGUAGGAGAAACGGAUUGUAUGUCAAGAGUAUAUUCGUUAUGGAAGUCCAACGAAUAUGGUACUCGAAGAGAAGAUAAGGUCUCUCUCUCUCUCUCUCUCUCUCUCUCUCUCUCUCUCUCUCUCUCUCUCUCUCUCUCUCUCUCUCUCUCUCUCUCUCUCUCUCUUGAUGUAUUUGAUUACUACUCCUUUGCUGAGUUUUUUCUUCGUUUUAAUUGUUCAUUAUAUGCUCUCUUGAUUAGUGCACUUGAAGGUGCUGAAUCAACUUUGGUUAUGGCAUCUGGUAUGUGUGCAAGUACUGUUGUGCUGUUAGCAAUGGUUCCAAGAGGUGGACAUAUUGUGACAACUACGGAUUGUUACAAGGAGACAAGGAUGUUCAUUGAGACUUUUCUUCCCAAAUUGGGAAUCACUGCGACUCUAAUUGACUCUACUGAUAUCGCGGGGCUUCAAGCCAUAGUUAAUAACCAUGAGGUUUCUAUGUUCUUUACUGCGUCCCCAACAAACCCGUUUCUCCGAUGUGUGGACAUUAAGUUGGUUUCUGAAAUCUGUCACAAAAGAGGAACUCUUGUUUGUAUAGAUGGUACCAUUGCAACACCUUUGAAUCAAAAGGCACUUGCUCUUGGUGCUGAUCUCGUGAUCCAAUCUGCUACUAAGUAUAUUGGAGGCCACAACGAUGUUCUCGCUGGAUGCAUAUCUGGUUCAAUGAAGUUGGUUUCUGAGAUCCGUAUUAUGCAUAAUCUCUUGGGAGGCACGCUUAGUCCGAACGCUGCGUAUUUACUCAUCCGGGGCAUCAAGACGAUGCAUCUUCGGGUAAAACAACAGAACUCAACCGCUUUGAGAAUGGCCCAUGUUUUAGAAGCACAUCCCAAGGUGAGCCGUGUCUACUACCCUGGCCUUCCUAAUCAUCCCGAGCAUCACAUAGCCAAGCGACAAAUGACUGGUUUUGGUGGUCUAGUCACUUUCGAGAUUGAUGGAGAUCUAGAGACUACGAUCAAGUUCAUCGAUUCUCUCAAGAUCCCUUACAUUGCAACAUCUUUUGGUGGAUGCGAGAGCUUCGUGGACCAACCCGCCACAAGGAACUGGGAUGUACCACAAGAAGAAAGGCUCAAGUAUGGACUCAAAGACAACUUAGUUCGUUUCAGUUUUGGUGUUGAAGACUUUGAGGACUUGAAGGCUGACAUUCUUCAGGCUCUUGAAACCACACCAACCAAAACUUCAUCGGUUUCCCACCAAAAGGGUGCAGUUUUCGACUAAAACUAGUUCUUGAAAUCGUUAUGCAAUUACGCAAACACAAUGUAAUAUAUUUUUAAAAAUUUAAGCAAAUCUUAUCACAUGCUAAACACAUCUUGGAGUUCAGGACUUGUCAAGAUCUCAAAGAAGAAUAUGAUAAAAGUAAGAUGUUUAUUCUUGGUCA